GAUUUAUCGUAGAGAGUGUUCGGACACAAUCCUCGUCCCCGUCAUAAGGACCCGUUCAAUGCGAACCACAACAUGAAUAUCACCUAAAAAUACUUUCACUUUUAACUCCUUCAUUCCCCACAUUCCACGCGUAACACUAACCAUCUUAUCUUCAAAAAACACCCACAAACAAAAACAACUAAAACAGCAUCAAAACAUAAUCCUUUACGUCCUUCACUUCACCCCACUCCCAUACAUGCAAACACCCAACUAUGUCUACACCGAAAUCAAAGCGGAGAACUCCAAAGUUUCACCACCGCCAACACUGCCAUCUCUGUCGGAAAUCACCCCGUCGACUUUGAUAUUCUUCACCAUGGCCGUGGCCGGCUUCUGCUUCCUAGGUGUCGCCAUCGUCUUCUUCUGCAGGUACUGCUUCAGGAACAUCUCCAACACUAACACCCUCGUCCGUCUCUCUCCUCGCGAUUCUCCCCCCAGAGGCCUCGACCCUUCUCUGCUAACCACCUUCCCCACCUUCCUCUACGCCACCGUCAAGGAUCUCCGCACGGAGAAGGAUUACUCACUCGAAUGCGCCAUUUGCUUGCUGGAGUUCGACGACGACUGCAUGCUGCGUCUCUUAACCGCCUGCUGCCACGUCUUCCACCAGGACUGCAUCGACUCCUGGCUCCGCUUGCACAAGACUUGCCCCGUUUGCCGCACGGAUCUCGAUACUCGGGCGAGUAACGCCGACGCGCAGAGACCUCAUGACCAAAACGAGGAGAAUGCGGAACACGAGAGAAGCGAUCACGUGAGCGUUGAUGUGAAAGAAGGUGAUGACGGAGACGAGAGACACGAUGAUGGUGAUGAGGGAGGUUCGAUGAAUGUGCGCAUGCAGCGUGAGAGGUUUGCAAGUGCACGUUCACACUCGACGGGGCAUUCCAUAGUUAUGGUUAAUGAUCACGACGACGAUGAUGCGAAAUACACUCUGAGAUUGCCACAAGAUGUGGCUUUGAAAAUUGUAAGAGGGCACCAUUACUCCAAGAGUUGUUCUAGUUACAAAGACAUUGCAGGAUCUUCUGCUGCACCUUGUAGUAAUUGUGGUUAUGUUGAAACUCUAUUGGAUAGCUCCAGUAAUGGUGCAAAUAAUAGUUAA
Vigna unguiculata (cowpea) is the source of this 1129-nucleotide messenger RNA. Its product is annotated as RING-H2 finger protein ATL29-like. The record is from RefSeq and is a predicted model, not a curated record. NCBI's taxonomy places the organism in Eukaryota, Viridiplantae, Streptophyta, Magnoliopsida, Fabales, Fabaceae.